UUAUCUUUUUAAUUUUCUUGUACUUUCUCGGUAACCAAACAGAGUUUUACAGUUGUCAACGGUUACACGUCGUGCAUGACUCUGCGUUCUUUGAUUAUGGUUGUUGUGGAGCCAUUCACUCAACUGAGAUUGAUUGGAUUGCAACCUUUUUCAAACUAUCUUACUGAAAAUCCCCCCCAAAUCACUCCUCGAAAAAUCUACACCGUUGGAUUUGGGACCCACUCAUUCAAUGGAUGAGAUUUUCCUGGAAAUGAUUUCGGGAAGAAUUCUGCAGUUAAAUCAUCACCACUCCUUGUCAAAUAUUUAACUGUUUUGACGAUUUUGAUAUAUAUAUUAAUUUUCUCUAAGUUUCAAUCACUGCUUUUUAACUGCUCUCGAUUUUACAUUUCUACGGUUGGUUUAUUAAGAAAAAUGCAUUCUAAUGAAUCAGAUUUGGAAUAAACAGGGUUUUACAGAUGUGUUGAGCUUUGUCAAUGGUUAAACGCAAUGUCAUACGCAAAAUUAGCAGGACUGCAUCCAAUUUAUGGACUGUAUACUGGUUUUAUACCAAUUUUUGUGUAUGCCAUAUUUGGGUCAUCUCGACAACUUGCAAUUGGUCCAGUGGCAUUGGUUUCUCUGCUAGUGUCUAAUGUUUUGGGUGGAAUGGAUUUAUCUGACGAGUUAUAUACAGAACUUGCGAUUUUAUUAGCAUUUAUGGUUGGGAUAAUGGAAUGUAUAAUGGCAUUUUUGAGGCUUGGAUGGCUUAUCCGCUUCAUCAGCCACUCUGUGAUUUCUGGCUUCACAACUGCCUCAGCCAUUGUCAUUGCACUAUCCCAAGCAAAGUAUUUCUUGGGGUAUGAUGUUGUACGAAGUAGCAAGAUUGUGCCAUUGAUUAAAAGCAUAAUAUCUGGAGCGCAUAAGUUCUCCUGGCCUCCUUUUGUGAUGGGAUCUUGCAUCCUUGCAAUACUCUUGGUCAUGAAGCAUUUGGGAAAAUCAAGGAAGCGGUUCAGGUUCCUACGACCAGCAGGUCCACUUACAGCGGUCGUUUUGGGUACAGUGUUUGUGAAAAUAUUUCAUCCAUCCUCAAUUUCUUUGGUAGGAGACAUACCCCAGGGACUCCCAAGCUUCUCUAUUCCAAAAAAAUUUGAGUAUGCGAAGUCUUUAAUCCCGACAGCAAUGCUUAUUACUGGGGUAGCCAUAUUGGAAUCUGUUGGGAUCGCUAAAGCUUUGGCAGCAAAAAAUGGGUAUGAGUUGGAUUCAAGUCAAGAGUUGUUCGGUCUUGGUUUGGCCAAUAUCUUGGGCUCAUUCUUUUCAGCAUACCCUUCAACAGGCUCCUUUUCUAGGUCAGCUGUAAAUAAUGACAGUGGGGCCAAAACUGGCUUAGCUGGAAUUGUAGCUGGAACCAUUAUGGGCUGUUCUCUUCUAUUCUUGACUCCGUUAUUCGAAUACAUACCACAGUGUGGUCUAGCUGCAAUAGUGAUCUCUGCUGUGAUGGGCCUGGUGGAUUAUCAUGAGGCUAUCUUCUUAUGGCAUGUAGAUAAGAAAGAUUUUGUUCUUUGGAUCAUUACCAGUACUACAACAUUGUUCCUUGGCAUUGAGAUUGGUGUCCUUGUUGGGGUUGGGGUAUCACUUGCUUUUGUCAUCCACGAAUCAGCAAAUCCACACAUUGCUGUCCUGGGACGUCUUCCAGGCACCACAGUUUACAGAAAUAUCCAACAGUAUCCAGAAGCAUAUACUUACAAUGGAAUUGUGAUUGUUCGCAUUGAUGCACCUAUCUAUUUUGCUAAUAUAAGUUUCAUAAAGGACAGGUUACGGGAAUAUGAAGCUGAUGUUGACAAGUCUGCCAGACAUGGGCCAGAAGUCGAAAGGAUUCAUUUUCUGAUUUUAGAGAUGUCACCCAUUACAUAUAUAGACUCCAGUGCUGUUCAAGCUUUGAAAGACUUGCACCAGGAGUACAAAUCACGGGAUAUUGAGAUCUGUAUUGCCAAUCCAAACCAAGAUGUUCUGCUGACCUUAACAAAAGCUGGUAUUGUAGAGCUCAUUGGUAAGGAGUGGUACUUUGUGAGAGUACAUGAUGCUGUUCAAGUUUGCCUUCAACACGUUCAGAGCUUAAACCAAACUCCUAAGAACCCAGAUUCAUUUGCUGAGGAUAAACCAAGUUUCUUCCAGAGGUUAUCGAAGCAGAGAGAAGAGGAUUUAUCAAUUGCAGAGCUAGAGUCAGGUGAUAAAAUUACAGAGCCGCACUUGGAACCAUUGUUGUCUCGGAAGUCUUGAAUUUUGCUCGAUUAUUUUUAUGAACUCAUGAUGGUGAUUUGUCGAGGCAGGGCGUGUAUUGAUUAUUUGGAUGUAAAUAAUUGAUUACAAGGUUCGAUUAUUUGCAAGUUUCUGUGCUUUAGUAAUGUAAGUUUUGUUUGCUGGAAA
Molecule: messenger RNA, 2400 nt
Organism: Populus nigra (black poplar)
Lineage: Eukaryota; Viridiplantae; Streptophyta; Magnoliopsida; Malpighiales; Salicaceae
Product: sulfate transporter 4.1, chloroplastic-like
Exons: 17
Coding region: 487-2253 (588 amino acids)
Biological process (GO): transmembrane transport
Cellular component (GO): membrane
Molecular function (GO): secondary active sulfate transmembrane transporter activity
Source: RefSeq, a predicted model, not a curated record